GUUAGUCGCGGGCCGGGCCGGCCGGGGGAUGUCUAUGCCUGACGCGAUGCCGCUGCCCGGUGUCGGGGAGGAGCUGAAACAGGCCAAGGAGAUCGAGGACGCAGAGAAGUACUCCUUCAUGGCCACGGUGACCAAGGCUCCCAAGAAGUGACUCAGCUGUAUGAGCCUGAUGGUUCCUCAUCCUUCCUCACACCAGCCUGCCUUGACAGUCUCACACUGAGUCUCAUCUUCUCUGGGAUUGGAUCCUAGUAGUGUGUUACUGGUGACUGCGGAGACACAGAAGGGUAGCGUGGAGGAAGGAUGUGUGUGUUGUGAUUAGUCAGCCUGCCUACCCACUCUUGGGAAUUCAGGCCCCAUCUGGGGAGACCGAGAACUUGAGAAACUUGAGACAGAAGGAAGACAAGGAACAGCCAAAACCUGCUGAGUCUCAAAAGCUGUCUUCUGUACAAGGAAAUGAAAGAAGAGGCUGAAGCAAAUUCAGUUUGCUGAUGACAUGCAGGAGUUCACCAAAUUCCCCACCAAGACUGGCCGGAGAUCUUUAUCUCGCUCCAUCUCACAAUCCUCCACAGACAGCUAUAGUUCAGCUGCAUCCUAUACAGAUAGCUCUGAUGAUGAGGUCUCCCCCCGAGAGAAGCAGCAGACCAACUCGAAGGGCAGCAGCAAUUUCUGUGUGAAGAACAUCAAGCAGGCAGAGUUUGGACGCCGGGAGAUUGAGAUUGCAGAGCAAGACAUGUCUGCUCUGAUUUCACUCAGGAAACGUGCUCAGGGAGAGAAGCCUUUGGCUGGUGCUAAAAUAGUGGGCUGUACACACAUCACAGCCCAGACAGCGGUAUUGAUUGAGACACUCUGUGCCUUGGGGGCGCAGUGCCGCUGGUCUGCUUGCAACAUCUAUUCAACUCAGAAUGAAGUAGCUGCAGCACUGGCUGAGGCUGGAGUUGCAGUGUUUGCUUGGAAGGGCGAGUCAGAAGAUGAUUUCUGGUGGUGCAUUGACCGCUGUGUCAACAUGGAUGGGUGGCAGGCUAACAUGAUCCUGGAUGAUGGGGGAGACUUAACCCACUGGGUUUAUAAGAAGUACCCAAACGUGUUUAAGAAGAUCCGAGGCAUUGUGGAAGAGAGCGUGACUGGUGUUCACAGGCUGUAUCAGCUCUCCAAAGCUGGGAAGCUCUGUGUUCCAGCCAUGAAUGUCAAUGAUUCUGUUACCAAACAGAAGUUUGAUAACUUGUACUGCUGCCGAGAAUCCAUUUUGGAUGGCCUGAAGAGGACUACAGAUGUGAUGUUUGGUGGGAAACAAGUGGUGGUGUGUGGUUAUGGUGAGGUAGGAAAGGGCUGCUGUGCUGCUCUCAAGGCCCUCGGAGCAAUUGUCUACAUCACAGAAAUUGACCCCAUCUGUGCUCUGCAGGCCUGUAUGGAUGGGUUCAGGGUGGUGAAGCUGAGUGAAGUCAUCCGGCAGGUGGAUGUUGUGAUAACUUGCACAGGAAACAAGAAUGUCGUGACACGGGAGCACUUGGACCGAAUGAAAAAUAGUUGCAUCGUGUGCAAUAUGGGCCACUCCAACACAGAAAUUGAUGUGACCAGCCUCCGCACUCCAGAGCUAACAUGGGAGCGAGUACGUUCUCAGGUGGACCACGUCAUCUGGCCUGAUGGUAAACGGGUCGUCCUUCUAGCAGAGGGUCGUUUGCUCAAUUUGAGCUGCUCCACAGUCCCUACCUUUGUGCUUUCCAUCACAGCUACAACACAGGCUUUGGCACUGAUAGAACUUUAUAAUGCCCCUGAGGGACGCUACAAACAGGAUGUGUACUUGCUUCCUAAGAAAAUGGAUGAAUAUGUUGCCAGCUUGCACCUGCCAUCAUUUGAUGCCCACCUGACAGAGCUGACAGAUGACCAAGCAAAGUAUCUGGGACUCAACAAAAAUGGGCCAUUCAAACCUAACUAUUACAGAUACUAAUGGACGUAUUACAGUGACCAGUCCACAUGAACCACACAACUCUAAUAGAGUAUUUUUUAAGAUAACUUUUAUUUUCUUCUUAUUACUUUCCUUUGAUUUUUUUUUUUUUCCUAUAAUUUCAUUUUUGUUUUCUCGUCUCAUCAUUUGAGUUCUGCAGACCACACAGGAACUUGCUCAUGGCUCUUUAGGUGAAACUGAGGUGGAAGGGUUCUCACCCUAGUCACUAAAGAAGGGUUUAACUCUGCAGCCCAGAAAGUCGAUUCUUUAACCAUUUCUGGGUACUUUGGUCAUAUUUAGUUACCUUAUUAACAGAAAAUGGUAAGGCACCUUCUUUGUGGAACAAUCUACAGUGUCUAAAUUGCCUUAAAAGAGCCUGUUUCCUAGCUGCUGGAACUAGUGCUCUUCCCCUUCUUCAGGGGAGCCAGGAUGCUACUUCCCAGCCAGGUAGCUUAGACGUAGGUGGUGCAUGCCAACCUCCCUUAGAGACGCUGAGUCCUGUCUCCUGUGUAAGGGGGCAUGUCUGGCGCAGAGAUGUGUUGGUUGUUAAGCUCAGUGGGUUCAUUUGGAUUUGUAGUUCAGCCCUCCCACCAGUCUCUCUCAUUGUUCUCGUUUUAACUAAACUACAUUCUAUCAAGUUCAAUUUUGUCCCUUAGCAUUUAUUUCUGUUUUAUUUCUUUUAAUUAAGGAAACACAUUAGUGUGAGCCCUG
Molecule: messenger RNA, 2653 nt
Organism: Acomys russatus (golden spiny mouse)
Lineage: Eukaryota; Metazoa; Chordata; Mammalia; Rodentia; Muridae
Gene: Ahcyl1
Product: adenosylhomocysteinase like 1
Exons: 18
Coding region: 494-1945 (483 amino acids)
Biological process (GO): L-methionine cycle
Cellular component (GO): cytosol
Source: RefSeq, a predicted model, not a curated record